Molecule: messenger RNA, 4594 nt
Organism: Astrephomene gubernaculifera
Lineage: Eukaryota; Viridiplantae; Chlorophyta; Chlorophyceae; Chlamydomonadales; Astrephomenaceae
Source: the annotation of a GenBank genome assembly
GCGCUUUUAUGGUGAAUAUUCGAGAUAGGCCCAAUGAUAGCUUAAUUUCGCUCGGCGAAACGCGUAACAAUGCCACCCCUCAGCAAAAAGGCAUUGAAGGAGUUAAAAGCACGGGAGGCAUGCCCUGUAGACCAAACGGAUUGCCUCGGAUGCAACGGCUCAGGAAUCGGUACUGGUGGGGGACUGACCGAAGACAUCAGCGACGAGGAUUGCUUCUCGCAAGCAAGCGUCGGCUGCAGUAGUCACUCUGAUAGGGACGUGGGUAGUGAGCUGCGUGCUGUUCACAACAUGGUCGUGGAGAUGCUGGGGCUGGACGAUAACAAGCGUGCCGGACCGGAGAAGGUGGAAUGUGCCAGGCGUCGUCUCAGGGAGGCGAUCGAUGCUGAGCAUAACUACGAACUUCAGCAGCAAUGCCGCCGCUUGUGUGGCGACCGCGAAUCCCUGCAAGAGAAAAACAUCGUUAUUUUUGGCAUCAGCAUUCAGGCGCACGAGUGGCUAGACUGCUUCACGCUAAGGAGGCAAGACAGUGGAUCAUUUGAAGAAAAGUUCGGCCUUCGCACGCGCAUCACAAUUUUCCAAGACGUCGGGGAGCCAACCCCUAAGAAGCCUAAGGAUGGAUCCCCGACGGCAGCGCCUGCACCCACGGCCUUCCAGCCACGAAGUGAUCCAGCAGUUGGAGGCAACCGCGGCGCAACUGUGAAAGGUGGAAAAAGGGAGGAGGAGGAGGACGAGGAGGAGGACGAGCUGUCUAGAGGAGGCGCCGUGGCGCCGAACAGUGCAAAAGCCAACAAGGCUGCAUCUAAUGCCCUCCAGGACAACGUGCGCAGCCGCCUUUUGGAGAUCGGCAUCAUCAAAGCGUUUGACGGUGUGGUCGUCAAGACCGUCAGUCCGAAGGAAAUUGUGAUCAAGACACGCGACGAAUCUGCAGGGCGCAAGGUGGAUGACGCAAAUGAGGGGCCGGUCAGGGAUGAUGAUGAUGAUGAGUCAGACAGCGACAAUGGCAGCUGCGUCGCCUCACCCAAGAAACUCGCGCGCUGGGCCAUUGCCGGUGACCUUCAAGACGUCACCUACCGCCGCCAAGCCGCCGCCGCCGAGUCUCUAGGCACCUUCUUCUCCAAGAAGGAUAUCUCCCCUGCCACCGGCCGUGCCGUACGACGCGAUGAGGAGGUCCGACUGCGCAAGGUUAUCUUGAGCGACCCGGAGCGCAGUGAGGAUCAGUUGUUCGCGCGCAGUGCUGCAGCCCAGGGUGUUGAGUGGCUGGGCGAGGAAUUCCAGGCGGAGCUGCAUGGGGUGCUGGCGUCGCCGCGACUGGGGUUGAAUGGGGAGCAGCUGAGCGUGCUGAAGCAGGCGGCGGGACGCUCGCUGACGCUCAUGCAGGGGCCUCCCGGCACGGGCAAGACCUACGCGCUUGCCGCCAUGGCUGCGGCGCUGUGCCAGGUAUUCCACGACCCCAACGGCACCGGCGACUGGGACUGCGGCGACCGGGAGUUCGAGCUGCCCAGCACCAAAAGCAUGGAGGACUGGAAUCAGGAGGAGGUAACCCGCUGGAUCAAUUCCUUCCGAGAUCCCGAGCUGGUGGCGCGCGCGUUGGAGGGCAUGCGGGGCCACACCGGAAGAGCCGUCGUGGACCACAAAACCAAACGCCUGCGCCACCUCCUCACGCGCAGCAGCUCCUCCUCCUCCUCCUGCUCCUCGUACGACGACGAUGACAGCCCCGAAGAGCUCGAGCGCGCCAAGCGCUACGCCGAGGACUUCAAGCGCCUGCGGGACGCAGCGCUGCAGCUAAUCUUCCAGUGCCAGCAGAAGGGCGGGCGGUGGACCACGGGGUUCUGGCGCACCGCGGAUCGCGACAUGCGCAUCAUCAUGUGUGCCGACACCAACACCGCCGCUAACCGGCUGCUGGAGCAGCUGGUGGGGCUGCUGCCGCCAGAGUCCUCGUACAGCAUCGUACGCAUGGGCGUUAUGGAUGAGCUGGCUGACGGCGAUGGCUCCGAAAGCCAUUUAGCGGCGAAGAAGUAUCACAUCGACAGCCGCCGCCGCAACCACCCAUUGGAGCAGGCCAGCCAAAGGAUAUACAGCGCAAUCAAGGAGCACAAGUUCUCCAACAAGCUUGCAGCCGAGCUGACGGAUGACAUCUUGGCGUUUGCUGAGCGCAAGCGUAUUGAGGCGGACAAGCAAUCCCACCGAGUGCUAGUCCAGAAGUGCUGGAAAGAGUUGGCGACUAAGGUCAAAACCGACAUCAGUCCGCGGGCGGAGAGCCUGAUCAGGCAGCGCCUGCGUGCCAAGACGCGCAUGGAGAGGGAGGAUGCUGAGAAGGACCUGAUGAAAUUCGUGAAGGAGCUGCGGGAGAUCGCUCUGCACGACAUCUUGAUCGCCGUACAGGUGGUGGUUGGCACUAACACCAGCAUUGGCGAAGCACGAGACAUCUGCAAGAAAAACAAUCUUUCCUUUCCAAUCGUGCUCAUGGACGAGGCGGGACAGUCUUCCGAGCCCUCGUCCAACAUCUCUCUGACGCUGGGUGCGGAGUGGGUGCUGAUGGGCGGCGACCUGGAGCAGCUGCCGCCCACCCUGAAUACGGAUGUGGCCAGGAAGGUGCUGGGCUUCUACACAGAGACAGCCGCCUCGCAGUACGGCAGGUUCGCCAGCCUGGACGUGCUGGAGCUGUCCCUGUCCCGCCAGUACCGCAUGCACCCCGCCAUACGGGACUUCCCCAGCCGCUGCUUCUACGACAACAAGCUGUUCGAGGACCCGCAGCGCCCGCCCGACAUGCGCGUGCCGCAGCCACGCCUUCACGGCUGCAACUUCAAGUGGCCAUCCGAGAAGCAAGGCCGGGGCGAGUACCCGCUGGCCUUCUUUGAUGUGCCGUACGGUGUGGAGCAGCAGGAGAACAUGUCGUACUUUAACGAGGAGGAGGCCAGCCUGGCCAUGCAGCUGAUGAUGGCUUUCGCGUGCGACCCCACUGUGCAGAGCAUCAUCAUCAUCACGCCGUACAAGAUGCAGGCGACCUACAUCAACAAGCGCCUGGACGCAGCACGCGGCUUCCUCAGCCUGCUGCGCAAGCAGGGCAAGUUCCACGCCUCCACCGUUAAGGCCGCCACCGUGGACGGAUUCCAGGGCCACGAGGCGGACGUCGUGAUCAUCACCACGGUCCGCAACAACGGCGCCGGCUGGCUGGGCCACGUGGCGGACGAGCGGCGCCUGAAUGUGGCCGUCACGCGGGCGCGGCGGGCGCUGCUGCUGGUGGGCAGUAUCCGGACGCUGAAGUCGGCGCUGGCGGGUUGCGCUGGCAAGGGCGGCCCCCGCUACGCGAACUACUGGCCCCGGCUGAUCGAGCACAUCAGGAGCCGAGGUGAUGCCGUGGUGGAGGGGCCGGCGACGAAUGAGUACAUCUCCCUCAUGGCAGCGCUGCCCACAGCGAUGGCAUGCACGCACCUGGACUUCAAGAAGAUGGAGCUCAUCGCCUCCGCCGGCACCCUGCUGCAGCUCAUAGAGCCCUCGCUGGACCGCCAGCUACUCAACCGGGGCCGCUCCAAGCGCGCGCCGGGAAAGGCCAGGAAAGCACCCAAGCGAGGAGGAGCCGCCGCCGUACAGCCGCCUUCGCAGCAGGUGUAGGAGCAGGAGCAUUAGGAGCAGGGGAAGCAGCAGCAGGAGUAGCAGCAGCAGCAGUAGCGGUCGGACGCUCGUUGGCAACUCCACCCGCCGAGGUACAAACGGGUUCAACAGUAACAGUUGUCAAGUUGCAGGAGAGCAGCUUAGGAUUCCUUGUUUUGACUGGCUUCAGUGUCCGUUACCAUGGUGUCGUAACUACGAUCAUGAGGUUAUUAAGAUCGUGACGGUUAUUGAGAUGUGUCGACAUUGCAGUGAUGUGAUAAAGGUAAGAGCACCAGCAGAUGUGUGUAAGAAGGUCAGAAUGCGUUCAUAGUACAAUUUUCUGCGAAAAUAAAGCGCUUCUGUCAGCUAGCGUUAUCAGGUUUCUCUCUCUUGUUAUCGUCCAAGCAAUUGUUUAUUUAUCCUCGGACGUGUGUCGUACUGUUAGACGACACACAGGCAGCUUCGAUGCAGUGCAGGUUAAUCAUGUGAUGCAACCAUAAGCCUUGUACGGCAUGCAGGAUGACUGUUGCGGGUUGGCCAGGAUCCAUGUAUAACUUGACCUCGCUCAUAGUUUUUGUGCAGGAAAGGCGUGUAUUGGACUGGUGAAGGUGGCGCGUAAUGUGUAGUUGACGUACGUGCGUGUGGCUGGAAUUAGCCACCGCGUCGCUAUCGCUCAGUAUUUGGUGCCGAUUGGGCGCCAUGUGCAAUAAACCAAUAAUAGGACGGGCCUAGAAUGGGCGCGGUGGGUCUGCGGCAGCUGUAUGCGUUCACAUCAGCUGGCCGCAACAUGUUUUGUGUGUGUGAGGCUGGGUGUGAGCGGCGUGCAGGAGGUUAGCCACUAGCAUGGUAGGGCAUGCACGUGUUCAUGUGUAUAGCAAUCCAUUAACGUAAUGCGCGUUCACAGAAGAAUUGCGUGCUGCUGGACAAGCAAGCCUGGACUGCCUGAAGCAGCUAAAGAACAUGUACGACAUGUUGUGCCAUGAGAGCACUGUAACUGAGGGGC